This is a messenger RNA of Astyanax mexicanus (Mexican tetra), 2938 nucleotides long. RefSeq names its product septin 7a (gene septin7a). Bases 1 to 1338 code for a protein of 445 amino acids. The transcript is spliced from 14 exons. Gene Ontology annotation, cellular component: microtubule cytoskeleton; septin ring; cell division site. The record is from RefSeq and is a predicted model, not a curated record. NCBI's taxonomy places the organism in Eukaryota, Metazoa, Chordata, Actinopteri, Characiformes, Acestrorhamphidae. Gene Ontology annotation, molecular function: molecular adaptor activity; GTP binding; GTPase activity. Gene Ontology annotation, biological process: cilium assembly; cytoskeleton-dependent cytokinesis.
AUGAUCUCCAAAGUAGCAACCAGACAGUUGUUUAAGCCAUUGACUGUGUUUGGUUUUGGUCCACAGCAACAGAAGAACCUGGAGGGCUAUGUGGGCUUCGCAAAUCUCCCCAACCAAGUUUACAGAAAGUCUGUGAAACGAGGCUUUGAGUUCACGCUCAUGGUUGUGGGGGAGUCGGGUCUUGGGAAAUCUACACUCAUCAACUCCCUGUUUCUCACAGACCUGUAUUCUGCAGAGUACCCUGGACCUUCUCACAGAAUUAAGAAGACUGUGCAGGUGGAGCAGUCAAAGGUGUUGGUAAAGGAGGGCGGAGUGCAGUUGUUGCUGACCAUCGUGGACACACCUGGGUUCGGGGAUGCUGUAGACAACAGUAACUGCUGGCAGCCGGUGAUCGAUCACAUUGAUAGUAAGUUUGAGGAUUACCUCAAUGCAGAGUCGCGAGUCAACAGACGACAGAUGCCCGACAAUAGAGUUCACUGCUGCCUGUACUUCAUUGCUCCCUCUGGACACGGACUGAAGCCACUGGAUAUUGAGUUUAUGAAACGGUUACAUGAAAAAGUGAACAUCAUUCCACUCAUUGCCAAAGCUGACACAAUGACUCCAGAGGAAUGCCAACAGUUCAAGAAGCAGAUAAUGCGAGAAAUCCAGGAGCAUAAAAUCAAAACCUAUGAAUUCCCAGAAACUGACGAUGAGGAGGAGAAUAAAAUAGUGAAGAAGAUAAAGGAUCGGCUUCCCCUGGCAGUUGUUGGCAGUAAUACCAUUAUAGAAGUGAAUGGAAAGCGUGUGAGAGGAAGACAGUACCCUUGGGGUGUGGCUGAAGUUGAGAAUGGAGAGCACUGUGAUUUCACAAUCCUACGAAACAUGCUCAUCAGAACUCACAUGCAGGACCUGAAGGAUGUGACUAAUAACGUCCACUACGAGAAUUACCGCAGCAGGAAGCUUGCUGCAGUCACCUACAACGGUGCUGACAACAACAAGAACAAGGGCCAGCUAACCAAAGUUGACACAGUUGAAGGCAUGAGUCCUCUGGCGCAGAUGGAGGAGGAGAGGAGAGAUCACGUGGCUAAGAUGAAGAAGAUGGAAAUGGAGAUGGAGCAGGUGUUUGAGAUGAAGGUCAAGGAGAAGCUCCAGAAACUGAAAGACUCUGAGGCAGAGUUGCAGAGACGUCAUGAGCAGAUGAAGAAGAACCUGGAGGCGCAGCAUAAGGAGCUAGAGGAGAAGAGGAGGCAGUUUGAGGAGGAGAAAAACAACUGGGAGGUCCAGCAGCGACUGGUGGAGCAGCAGAAACUCGAUGCCUCCAGGACCUUGGAAAAAAACAAGAAGAAGAAGAUAUUUUAAAGUGUUUGGACCACCACCACGUACUAGUUGCCAAUAAAGCCAGCCUGGACUGUCUGUCAGUUGACCAAAAAGAAAAAUACUGCCUCUUUGUUUUUACCCUGGCGUCUGUUUGUCUGCGUGUCUGUCUGUCUCUUUAAGGCGGUAAGAGGAAGAGGGGGCGUCCUGUUAAAGUUUUUCAGAUUAAACUCAGCCUUGUCUGAAAUGAUUUGAUAUUACAUUGACUUUAUCUACCCUGGAAGAGCCUAAUAGCUGUGCACUAACGUCUCUCCGGACCCCGAGCUUGCGCAAUCAUUUUCUAUGAUUUCUAAUUUAUAAAGUGCCCAUGAUUCAGCUACAGAUGAACACACACUGGUGUAACCAAAGCCAUAAAUCCAUAUAGGGAAGUGAACAGUUCCUAAAAAAUGUGUUUACUAUUGUUUAGAUGCCCCAUAAGUGUGUUUUGUUUGUGUGUGAGACCCACUUGUUUUAUAAUUCUGAAGGUGCCCUUCUCCUCCAAUACUGACAGACCGCAACCUAAACCUAAAGGCUGAAGUACACCUCAGGCGAUUCAUUCGUUGAUUUUUUUUUUUUCUUUCUUAAUUGUUAAGCUCUUCAGUUUGUGUAAUUUAAGUUAUCUAGCCUUGGACCGCAUUGUAUAACUUUUUUUUGUUUGUUUCAUUCUUUUUCAUUCACUUUUGUUUUUGAUUUUUGUCUGUUUUUCAUCUUCGUAUAUAUUGGCCCUGCUACAGUACUUUUGUUUGUUGUUUACGGAGACACUGUGUGUUAAAGUGGUAGCGUAGCCAUUCACAGAGCCUUUAUAAAUGUCAUAAUGUGGCCUAGAAGGUUCUGUUAAUUAAUAUGUAAACCUCUUUUAACAGCAUUAGAAUGAAUGAAAUAUUGUUAUAUUUUUUAUUAUAGACCACAUGUAACAUCAUUUGUGCUGGUAUGAUAUUGGGUAGAACCUGUUUUUGAAAGUGCAGCUGUGCUUUUAGAUGGAUUUAUGCAAAAUAUUUUGUAUAACAGAGGAAAAGGCAGAAGAAACUGUGUGCAUAUUUGGUUAUUUUGUGUGAGGGGAAUUACUUUUCUUUUUUUUUUUCUUUUUUUCCUCCCCAAUUAUGACUCAUUUAUAAGCACGCACCUGUCUCACAAUCGCUGCCACCUACAGUGUCUCCUUCUCUUAAUUGUAUGUUAAAUGCGUGGUGAGCUGCUUUUAUUGCUGUUACUUUAAUGCCUAAAUCAGAACUCGCUGCCACCUGGUUAACUCUUUUUUUUUUUUUUUUUUUUUUUUUUUUUUUUUUUUUUUUGGUACUACAUCCACAGAAAAUUUAAAAUAGCAUUGAUCAAUCCUUCAAAUCUCAGCCAGUUCUCCCAUGUUCUCUCCUGUAACUCACUGCCAGGUGGUGGCGCUGCUGCUUUAGCUGUUUCUGAUUGGGCUUUUAGUAACAGCUCUGUUCUGUUCUGUUGGAGCUCACACUCUGAGCUGGUCAUGUUCCGAAACAGCUACAUUUAGCUUUUGGUUAUUUACAGCAUCCAUAUUUUAUAUUUGUCUUCAUUUUCUUUCCUUUUAUUGUCAUUUUUAUUGUACAAAGUCACGUAAUAAAACUGUGAUGAUACCACUUCA